AUGCCCCAGGCCGGGCCGCGGGGCUUCUGGCGGGGCCGCGUCCUGCCGCUGCUGCUGGCCUACCUCUGCUACCUGCUGCUGGGCGCCGCCGUGUUCCAGUUCCUGGAGAAGCAGGCGGAGGCUCAGUCCAGGGACCAGUUCCAGCUGGAGAAGCUGCGCUUCCUGGAGAACUACACCUGCCUGGACCAGACAGCCCUGGAGCGGUUCGUGAGGGUCAUCAUGGAAGCCUGGGUGAAAGGCGUGAACCCCAAAGGCAACUCCACCAACCCCAGCAACUGGGACUUCGGCAGCAGCUUCUUCUUUGCAGGCACAGUAGUCACCACCAUAGGAUACGGGAACCUGGCACCCAGCACGGAAGCAGGGCAGAUCUUCUGCGUCUUCUACGCCCUGGUGGGCAUUCCUCUCAACGUGGUCUUCCUCAACCACCUGGGCACAGGGCUGCGCGCCCGCCUGGCCACCCCGGAGCCGUGGGAGGGCCAGCCCAGGCGUGCCCAGCUCCUGCAGGUGCUGGGCCUGGCUGUGUUCUUGACCUUGGGCACCCUGGUCAUUCUCACUCCACCCGCGCUCUUCAGCCACGUGGAGGGCUGGAGCUUCCGCGAGGGCCUCUACUUCGCCUUCAUCACGCUGAGCACCAUCGGCUUCGGGGACUACGUUGUGGGCACAGACCCCAGCAAGCAUUACCUCUCUGUCUACCGGAGCCUGGCGGCCGUGUGGAUCCUCCUGGGACUGGCCUGGCUGGCGCUCGUCCUCUCGCUGGGCCCCCUGCUUCUGCACAGGUGUUCCCAGCUGUGGACCUUCUCCAGGGGCUUCAAGGAUGGGGCCGCACCUGACCCCGAGGGCCCCCCCAGACCUCGCAAGAUCCCCAUCUCUGCAUGA
Messenger RNA from Perognathus longimembris pacificus (Pacific pocket mouse), 876 nucleotides. It is a transcript of the gene Kcnk16, whose product is annotated as potassium two pore domain channel subfamily K member 16. Gene Ontology annotation, biological process: potassium ion transmembrane transport; stabilization of membrane potential. The record is from RefSeq and is a predicted model, not a curated record. Gene Ontology annotation, molecular function: potassium ion leak channel activity. NCBI's taxonomy places the organism in Eukaryota, Metazoa, Chordata, Mammalia, Rodentia, Heteromyidae. Gene Ontology annotation, cellular component: membrane.